Messenger RNA from Suillus subaureus, 3837 nucleotides. RefSeq names its product Gryzun, putative trafficking through golgi-domain-containing protein. The transcript is spliced from 18 exons. NCBI's taxonomy places the organism in Eukaryota, Fungi, Basidiomycota, Agaricomycetes, Boletales, Suillaceae. The record is from RefSeq and is a predicted model, not a curated record. The coding region runs from base 1 to 3837 and encodes 1278 amino acids.
AUGAAUUCCUACCCAGCUGAGCUCUUGGUCCAGCUCGCUCCAGUAAUGUUUGUUGCAGGCCUUGACCCACCACCUGAAUCGUCUACCUCCACUUCAAUUGCUCCACAAACGCUAGUUCGAACCCAAUCCCCCCCGCCUGCACCUACCAAGACCCAUGAUCCUUUCGCGAGCCUCGUUGCGCGCCUCCGAGAUGCCCUCCGGUCACAGCGCAAAGUUGCGAUAUGGGCACCAGAGCGCACAAGAGCGUUUCAGAUGAUCAUUGUGGGGAAAGACGUCCGAUUCCCUCCUCGCAAGCUCGUUCCAAUAGAGGACCCUGCAUAUGCAUCCGCCCAUUCACCGCUUUCGCCCUUGACACCUUCGUCACCCUUGUAUCCCGAUGGCCUCAUUGCGCCCAUAUGGAUACGGAAACACACUGCGCUAGUACCGAGCGUCUUUGUUCUAUUUCUCAGAUUGUUUGAGGCACCCGCGGUACAUGCUCGAUCUCCGUUGGACCCACCAGACCCAGAACAUGAACGCGAUAAAACAGAGGAGGAACGAAGAAGAGAUGAGGAUCUCAGCGCCGAGGUUGCAUCCCGAAAGAAGACGACCAAUGAACGCGGCAUCAAAUUGACUGUCGUGCUACUUGCAACUAGGAGAAUGCUCGAUGAUCCGUCAUUGGAUAGCCGUCUCACCUUCAUCAGAAGACAGAGCGGGCUUGACUCCCGUGCAGCCUUGUUCGUCCUCAGUCCAGUUAGUACAUCUGAAUUGAAUGAUUUUGCACGAAGUUUACAAGACGCCCUAUACGAACCUGCACUCGAAUACUAUAUCUCUCACUCCAAGCGUGUCAGGCGUAAGCGCAAUCGGCACUCUCAAUCUGUCUCAUCGUACAACCCCCCACCUCUUGUUUCCAUGGGCGCUGCGAGCACCCGCCCACUGCGUCCCGAAGGAUGGACCGUGCGGUAUGAAUACAAGAUGGCAUGUUUCGCAGAGUUCAGGGGUGAAGAUGAGGUGGCGCUCAAACACUAUCAGGAUGCGUACGCAACGCUCAUGAUUAUGUUCGGAUCGACUGCCAUCCUGCCCCCUCGAACCAAGCGCUGGGCAGAGGCCAAAGUCCUUGCGGACGCCAUGAAUGUGAAGAUAACCAAAUUAUACCUGUACAAUCACGAGCACUCGCUUGCACUUUCGCAUCAUAAUUCCCAUAUGCGCCGGUUCGCUGAUUUUUCGCGGGGAUGGGGCAUAGGGGAGGAGACAUUUGAGUAUUGGAGUUGGAUGGCGAGACAACAUCGCGUCCUCGCGGAGCUUCUAGAACAAGGAUCAAACUCUUCGCUGACGUUCCCCACAAAUUCACCUUCUUCGCUUACGGCUAGUGUGACAUCGUCAGGCACACCCGUGGAGCUAGACGCCGUUCGAGCGUUCGGGUUGAAUCCUAGUCAUGCCUUGCAGCAUCCAGGGCAUUACUAUUAUAUGGCCGCCCGAUGCACGGAAGCACGCAGGGAGAGGUUCUUGGCCAACGAGGGUAUCUCGCAAGGGACGAGUGCCGCCCCAGGAUACGUAAACGAGAAGAAAGUUGACCAUCUGACAUUGAUUCUUGAGCUCUACACCAAAUCCUACGAACUCUUCAAGAAGCAUAGCUCCACCACGAGUCAAGGACGCUUGACACUCUGGAUAGCUUACCGCAUCGCGCAUACAUACUACAAGUCUGAGAAGUUUGACGUCGCAAUACGGUUCUUCGAACGGAUAGCAAAGACGUACCGAAGGGAGAAAUGGAAACACAUACUCAGACCGCUUUUGUCAGCGUGGUAUGCCUGUGCUCAGAAGCUUGGCGACGUGGAACUUAUGGCAACGCUCCUCGUGGAGAUGAUUGGGUAUGCACAAGAUGUUGAUGAGUCGAGAACUCUACAGGAGGACCUAUUGGCGAUACUCAAGAGUUCGGUUCCUGUAUCAACAGGGAAGCCACUCGUUAUUAACCUCAAAGAAUCUGAUCCGUUAUUGGACACCAUGCUGGUCUUUUGGACUCCCGAAGUACGGGUCGGUGAAGCGGCUGGAUUUCAACUGUCCCUUGCUACACCAACGAAUAUGGACCUCUCCGCUCUUCCGAUAGACACUGUGACUGUCACGUUCUCCGAUGGUUAUUACCCUGUAGUACUCCGACAUUCGCCCCCCACGGAUAGCCAAGUGGCAGAUAGGGUUGUCCGGCUGGUGAAAAUUGGACAGGUAGUGCCAGAAGAUGAAGAUGAAGAACCGGAGGAAAUUUGCGCUGAUCUUCGGUGGGGUCCAGGCGAACGACUUAUGGUCUCCGGAAGUAUAUCCUCUGAAGCUCCUGGACUGCUUACCGUCGUGAGCAUCACUGUGGUACUUGCACAAAACGGCUGGACCAUCGAAAUGCCACAUGAGCCAUGUGUCGCUCAUGAGAUAUCUACACUCGUGCCGCGCUGGUUGACUUCACUCCAGCCCAUCCGGUUUCUUCAGCUUAGGAGAAACGACUAUUCUAGUGUUAUUGUUCGACAUCGUCCUCACGAGCUCGCUGUCUCACUGUCUCAUCAAGCACCGGCACUGCUCGAUGAAGAAUAUCCCAUCGUCAUCGAUAUCACAAAUGUUGAUGAGCGGCAUCUGGAUGUUGUUGUUGACGUCUUGUUGCAGCCGACGGAAGUGGAUCAAGCAGCUCAGUACAUCACCUUCGACGACCAGCGUUCAUCCGGAUUGAUCAAAGGCAUUCGACUCGGCACCAUCGCCCCGGGCGUGUCGGCCACCAAAACUCUUUACCUCGUGGGAAGCGGUGCUCCUGGUGAUCGCAUGUUAGACAUAUCUGUUCAAUCCACUUCAGUCGAGCCCGGCUCCAUGAGUAAAGGCGACGACAAUGCAGAACCUCGCAGCUCGAGUUCCUUGAGCGAGCACGCGGCUAUCGAUUCCUGCGAGAAGUUACAAACUAUUAUUAUUCCGACAUCCGGAGCUUUGACGGUCACGUAUGACGUGGCGUACAGGAGAAGCAAGAACGCAAUGCCUGCUUUGGCGGAUCUGUCUACAAUUGAAGACGACUUUUGGGAUGACUCCCACGGUGGGGUGGCUGUGGUCACGUCAAGGAUAGAGUGUUCAGCCCCUUGUGGCUUGGUGGUUGAGAGCUUGAAGCUGCAUCGCCAGGAUAAUCCGCUUGCAAAGGUGCUCGACUGCUCGUCAGAUGAAAGCAGCGAUGAUAUGUUUCCAGAUGAAUACCUCCCUGGCGAUGAGUUCUGCAACGUGAGUAGGAUAUCACUCGGUCCACGGGAGGAGCAGGUUUUGAGCGAAGAGAAAAUCACUGGUCCUGGCGACUAUGAAGUUGUCUGGCGAAGGAUACUUCCUGACGGAGGUUUUGGAAGACAGUCGACCACGCGGUUUGCACUUCCGACGCUCAUGAUUCUGCAGGACGAGUUAAUCGCCCUUCUCGACGUCCCUAGCUUUGCAAGGCUCCAUGUGCCGACGCCCAUACACUUAACAGUCCGUAAUCGGCACUCCUCCCGCUCCGCCAAUGUCACUGUUACGCUUGAUCUCGAUCCCUCUGACGCAUUUGUCGUGGCUGGCUUGCGGAACGGUCGCCUUCCGAUCCUUUUACCGGGUUCUGAGGAGAAGCUCUCGUGGAAUUUGAUCCCGAUCGAAUGUGGUCAUGUCAAGAUUCCCCGUAUCAAGGUUAUGGAUGUACGACGCACUGUUCUUCCUUCACAAGGUGUUGGCAUGCCGAGCACAGAAGUUGACGUGGAAGGAGAAGCGGUAAAGGUGGUUGAUGUGCGUGCUGACUGGAACACUGCAAGGGUAGAGAGCGCGGGUGAUGGUGCGGUUGCAAUUUCUCAGCAAGAUGGCGCGAGUACAAUACUGGUACUACCAUGA